Cornus florida is the source of this 1966-nucleotide messenger RNA. Its product is annotated as UDP-glycosyltransferase 91A1-like. NCBI's taxonomy places the organism in Eukaryota, Viridiplantae, Streptophyta, Magnoliopsida, Cornales, Cornaceae. The transcript has a single exon. Gene Ontology annotation, molecular function: UDP-glycosyltransferase activity. The record is from RefSeq and is a predicted model, not a curated record. The coding region runs from base 21 to 1445 and encodes 474 amino acids.
AGUCCACACCUCCCUCAACCAUGGCCGAAACUGGUAAACUACACAUAGUUAUGUUCCCAUGGUUAGCUUUCGGCCACAUGCUCCCCUUCCUCGAGGUCUCAAGGCUCAUCGCCCAAAAGGGUCACAAAAUCUCCUUCGUAUCCACUCCUCGAAACAUCGAUCGCCUCCCAAAAUUUCCUCCAAACGUAGCUCCUCUCAUCAACUUCGUAAAACUUCCUCUACCCCAUGUCCAAAACCUCCCCGAAAACGCCGAGUCCACCACCGACCUACCUUACCACAUGGUCAAGUACCUCAAGAGAGCCUAUGAUCUCCUCCAACAGCCAUUGACAAGCUUUCUUGAAGCUUCUUCUCCUGAUUGGGUUAUCUAUGACGUGAUACCUUAUUGGGUAGGUGCAAUUGCAGCUAAGCUACACAUUUCAAGUGCUUUAUUCUGUAUCUUCAUUGCCUCUUCUAUGACUUAUGUCGGACCAGCUUCACUCUUGCUGGAACCUCAAAACGAUUAUCGGAAGAAGCCGGAGGACUUCACAGUCCCGCCCAACUGGAUUCCGUUCAAAUCAACAGUUGCUUAUCGACUCUUUGAGAUUAUGCGAGUUUUCGACGAACUGGAAGGAGACGGCGAAGGCGGCGUUCCGGGUGUGUAUCGGUUAGGAAAGAGCAUUGAAGACUGUGAUGUGAUGACUCUGAGAAGUUCUUAUGAGUUUGAACCAGAGUGGUUGAGAGUUCUUGGAGAUAUUCACCGGCCAAAGCCGGUUAUACCAGUGGGUCAGUUACCGGCGAUAUCUUAUCAUGACAACGAUGAGGACCCUGCAUGGAGGGAAAUAAGAGAGUGGCUUGAUGAACAGAGUAAAGGGUCAGUGGUUUAUGUUGCAUUUGGGAGCGAGGCGAAACCGAGUCAAGCUGAACUCACUGAAAUAGCUCUAGGGUUGGAGCUAUCCGAGUUACCGUUCUUUUGGGUUCUAAGGAAGCGGCGAGGGAUGGCCGAUAUGGAGGUGAUCGAGUUGCCGGAAGGGUUUGCGGAGAGAACCAAAGGCCGUGGGUGGGUGUGCACAGGUUGGGCUCCUCAAUUUAAGAUACUGAGUCAUGACUCAGUGGGUGGGUUCUUGACUCACUCGGGUUGGAGUUCGGUGGUGGAGGGAAUACAGUUUGGGAUAGCUCUUAUACUAUUGACAUUUUUGGCGGAGCAAGGGUUGAAUGCUAGGGUUUUGGAAGAGAAGAGGAUGGGUUACUCCAUACCGAGAGACGAGCGAGACGGGUCGUUCACGAGUGACUCAGUGGCUGAGUCACUGAGGUUGGUGAUUGUAGAGGAAGGAGGGAAGAUAUUCAGGGACAAGGCCAAGGAGAUGAGAGGGCUGUUUGGUGACAGGAAUACACAAGACAAGUAUGUGGAUAAUUUGUUAGCUCAUUUUCAAAGUCACAAAAAAGGGGGACUCAAGAAGGAAAUUUAAGUGAUGCCAAUGCGGGUUAAGUUGUUUAAUUUCAAGCUAUAAAUGCAUGUAAGAGGAGUUAAUUAAUGAAUAAAUGAGAAUCAGUUUUCUGUUUUAUUUUUUUUUUCUUCUUCUGGAAUUUCGCUAGUGUCUUAAUCGUUAUACAUUAUAGGUUAAAGUACAAAAAAAUCAUCUUGAAUUAUGUUCGAAUUUACAAAUAACCUCUUUAAACUAUAUUUUGUGCAUGAUACCCACCUAAACUAUCACAUAUAGUUGCAAAAUGUCCCAAUGCCUUAACUAUUUUUUUUAUUAAAUAACCAUAAUGCACUUUCUUAUUGAAUUACACUUCGUCUUUUUUUUUAUUUUUUUUUAUUUUUAUUUUUUAUUAUUGAAAUAAAUUAUGUUAAAAAAUCAUAUUAAUUUGAUGAUAUUCUCCAUUAAAUUUGCAUAAAUUUACCUUUAAUUUUUUAAAAUUAAAUGUUUAAAUAAAAAUCUUAAGUAGAAAAUUUUAAAACAAUUAAAGUAAUUUAUUAAUUUUUCAU